Messenger RNA from Vespa crabro (European hornet), 3464 nucleotides. RefSeq names its product maltase A3-like. The record is from RefSeq and is a predicted model, not a curated record. Gene Ontology annotation, biological process: carbohydrate metabolic process. The transcript has 11 exons. Lineage: Eukaryota; Metazoa; Arthropoda; Insecta; Hymenoptera; Vespidae. Bases 672 to 2897 code for a protein of 741 amino acids.
UCGUGCCAAUACAAUCAAUCGCUCAACGUUGAAACUUUUUAGAUAGAUACGAUUGUCAAAAAUCAUUUGGUGGGGAGGACUCAAGCUUCACACUACAAAGAACGACCAUCAAUUUCGUCUUCAUUAACGUUACUGGCUUGCUGCUAAUUAUGUCAAUAUAAAAUAUUUUUUUUCGUUUUCUUCUUUUUGUUUUUGCUUUCUUUUUUGUUUUCUUUUUAUCUAAAAAAACGUAACGCGUAAAACACGAUUUAAAAUACAAAACAAAAAGUUCGUCUAUUUUGAUAUGUGUUCGGUGAUGAAAUAAUUUAAUAAUUGAAAUUAAUUCAAGUGAAAUGACUAUUAUUUCUAAUAAUUUCAAACUGUCCCAAAUAAACGUUAUAUUGGCAUUCUCAAGCUAUUAUCGCCUGACAUCGUGCUCGAUUGAGAAUAGAGCAGAAUCGUUUGCGUCAAAACGACUUAGGAAGAAUGCCAAGAUCAAGAAUGCCAAGUGAACUUCGUCUUAACAAACAAUAAGCAGUCCAUCGAUGAUUAGAACUCGAAGAUCAAAACGAUAACGUUCGAUAAAAAAUUGAUAAUUCAUAUGUAGAAAAAACAAAAAAAAAAAAGAAGAAAAACAGAUAAAAAUUUAUAUACAGACGAAUUUUACGUCAAUCCUAUAACAAGCUAUAAUUAUGUCGCACUCAAUGUGCACGAUAUUACGCUUUAUUUUACUCUUGGGAAUUUUAACAAGAGGAAUAAAAUGCGUCGAUCUCUCAGAUAAAGAAUGGUGGGAAACAACGCUCGUGUAUCAAAUCUGGCCAAGAGGAUUUCAAGAUAGCGAUGGCGAUGGUGAAGGCGAUUUAAAAGGCAUUAUUAGUAAACUUAAUUACAUUAAGGAACUUGGAGUCGAAACAAUAUGGCUUAAUCCUAUUUAUGGAUCUCCUCUAGUGGAUAGUGGAUUUGAUGUUUCUAAUCAUACAGAUAUAAAUCCUUUAUUUGGAAACUUUGCAGAUUUUUAUAGAAUAAUAGAAGAAGCACACAAGCGUGAAUUAAAGGUCAUGAUAGAUAUAAUACCAAAUCAUUCUAGCAACGAACAUCGAUGGUUUGUAUUAUCUACACAAAAUAUUGAGCCUUACAAUGAUUACUAUAUUUGGGCAAAUGGAUCUGUAGACAAGAAAGGUAAUAAGUUGCCACCUAAUAAUUGGGUAAGCACUUAUAAUAAAGAAAAAGAAGGAUCAGCAUGGACUUGGAAUGAUGUUAGAAAGCAAUGGUAUUAUCAUAAAUUUCACGAGAAACAACCAGAUCUUAAUUUACGAAAUGAAAAUGUUAUUAAGGAAUUAUGGGAUAUUUUGAAAUUUUGGUUAGAAAAACAUGUAGAUGGUUUCCGUUUUAACUCAGUACCAUAUUUUUUUGAAGAUAAAGAAUUACGAAAUGAACCAUUUGUUGGAAGUGGUAAUCAUACUUUUGGACUUAAAGAAAGUAUUGAACUUCUUUAUGUAUUUCAUGCCUAUAUCAACAAUUGGGUAGAAGAAAACAAUGCAAGUUCAAAAUUAUUAAUAGCAGAAUCAUAUGAUUCUGUUCAUAAUCUUAUAGCUUAUUACGGUAAUGCUACACACAAAGGUAUUCCACCUACUAAUACACUCUUCAUCAAUCCUAUUCAUAAUAAAACAGAUGCUAAUUAUAUCAAAAGCGUAAUAGAUGAAUGGUUUCAUCUUUUACCUGAAAAUGCAAGCACAAAUUGGAUGCUAAGUAAUCAUGACUUCUCGAGAGUACCAUCGAGAAUUGGAUUAAAUCGUGUUGAUGGACUUCAUAUGCUUAGUUUACUUUUACCUGGGCAAGCAUAUACAUAUUAUGGUGAAGAGAUAGCAAUGUUAGAUUCCAAAAUUCGAUGGCAUGAAACGAUUGAUCCAAUGGGCUGUGCUCAGACAGAGGACACAUAUGAAAAUUUUUCCAGAGAUCCAGCAAGAGCACCUAUGCAAUGGAAUAACGAACUAUCCGCUGGUUUCUCCACAAAUAAAACUACAUAUCUUCCUGUAGAUCCUGAAUAUGUCACUAGAAAUGUGAAAUAUCAAGAAGCCCAAGAACGCAGCAACUUAAGAACUUAUAAAAGGCUAGCCAAACUUAGAAAAGAUAUAGUUUUUACUCAUGGAGACUAUGAACUUAAAUCUACAAAUAAUAACAACGUACUUAUUUUAAGACGAUCAUUGCAAAAUCAUCCUGUAUAUAUAGUUAUUGUAAAUCUGUGGAUUCACCAAGAACAAAUAAAUUUGGCAUCUCUAUAUCCAGAUAUAGAUGACAAUUUAGAAAUUGUAAUAUAUUCAAGUAAUUCCAUCUAUACUACAGACACUGUAUCAAGAAAUAAUAUUAUGCUUACGGCAAAUGCUGCUUUAGUAUUAAAAGGAAAGGAAACACCACAGACUACAUCUACUAUUUCUACUAAUCCUACUAUAUCUACCCCAGUUAGUGACAUAACUCCAUCAGUAAAUGUUACAACGAAAGACCCAACCAGUUCAGAAAAGUCAACGGAAGGCCCAACCAGUACAAAAAGGCCAACAGAAUCCCCAGACAGUACAAGUAGUCCAACAAAAAAUCCAAAUAGUUCAGAAAAGCCAACGGAAGGACCAACCAAUACAAGUAGUCCAACAAAAAAUCCAAAUAGUUCAGAAAAGCCAACGGAAGGCUUAACCAGUACAAGUAACCCAACAAAAAAUCCAAACAGUUCAGAAAAGCCAACGGAAGACCCAACCAGUACAAGUAGUCCAACAAAAAAUCCAGAUAGUUCAGAAAAGCCAACAGAAGACCCAAACAACACAAAUACCUCAACGAAAGACCCAAAUAGUUCAGAAAUAUCCAGCACUUCUAAAUUUAUCUUGAUACUAAGCACAAGUUUGAUUGUUAUAUUAUUAUCUGCGUUUUGAAUUAUCUUAUAUAAUAAUAAAAGAAAAUUAUACAUAAUACUAUUUUCUUACGAUUCUAAACAUUUAAAAUUAUAAUUUCUCAAUAUUUAAAUGUUUACACGUUAAUGAGACGCAAUUCAAUACCAGAUGAAUCAUAUCAAAGCAGAUUUAACUGUGAUUUAUAAAUUGACUUCAAAAUACAAAGUAUACAAGAACGUUAACAAUAUGAUAAAUACAGUUGAAGACAUUCAUUUAGAAGACAAGUUUAUCGUGCAUUAUCACGAAGAGAAAUAGUUAUAAAGAUAAUUUUUAAAUCGUAUAAAAUAAUUCUUUAUUAAUUAUCCUAAUAGAUACAAUAACAGUGAACUGAAUUUAAUAAAACUAGAAUGUUAUCGAAAAAAAAUAACUGAAAUAAUAAACUUGACAAAUGCAUAAAUAUCUAAUCUCAUAAAGAUUCAUUUUUCGUUAAAGGAUAUUUCUUUUCUAAGGAUAAUGGAUCGCUGGAGAGAUAAAUAUGAGAGGUCGUCUACUAUCUUAUCUGUGUAUUAAUAAGAAAACAAUAAAAAUAUAUCAUUCGUAUUAAUUGGA